UAACAGUAAAUAACUGCUCUCUACUCCUUCAGUUAAGUAACAGUAAAUAACUGCUCUCUAUCUCCUUCAGUCAAGUGAUGAGGAACAGAUUUUUUCCAUCUUAAGUGACAAGGAUGUGACAUAAGAAUCUAUUGCAUCUCCAGCAACGUGAGGAAGAAAUAUUUAACACUGUCAUCCACCGUCUUCAACAAUGUCACAAAAUUCUUCAGGAAAACCAAGCAUGAGACGCAAGCGCAGUGUGUGGCGGCAUCUGGUGCUGUUGCUGUGGAAGAACUUGGUGUUAAGACAGAGACACUGGCUCCUCACCUUCUUUGAGCUCUUCCUCCCCACUGCUCUCUUCUCUGUCAUCCUGUUCAUCAGACUCAUCCCAAAUUCUGAUUUUGUACCUGAGUACAUCAACACGACGACCGUAUUCAGAUCACAUAAUGAAAUGAAGCUGAGGGAGUACGUCUGUGAGAAUUACGGCAUCUGGCUACAGGGAUACUGCUAUGUUCCUGAGAACCAGAGAGGAAAUUUGCAGCUCUACUAUGGACCAUCUGGAGACUCUGGUGGCUUCCCUGAGAAAGUAGCUAAACAUGUCGCCAGUAAUCUUCACAUACCUUCUUGGGCUCUCACUCCCGUUGUGAAUAACGAGGAGAUGGAUUCUCUGGUUGAACAGUCCUACUACACUGCCAAUAGCUCUGUCCCAGCCUUCUUCGUCGGCCUAUAUUUCCACGACCUGACUGAACCAGUGAAAGCACCUACCAACCUUAAAUACGACCUUCGGGUAACGGGCUCUUGGAUGACAUCAUAUCGCUAUCCUUUCCUCCAGUCGGCCGGGCCAGCUAAUUCUUCGAAUAAGUACAUCAACCACGGGUUUACCCUCAUACAGAGCAUAGUGGAUCGCUUUUAUAUUUCCGAGGUCACCGGCAAUGACGCUUAUCUCAAUUACAAGGUGGAGGUUGAGAAAUACCCGUAUCCGGAAUAUUACGACGACUUCGGCGCGAGUCAACUCUAUGGAACUUUCCUGCCCAACUACGUGGUGCUGUCAUUUGUGUUGUUGUCGCCGGCCCUCAUCAAGAGCGUCGUUCAUGAGAAGGAGACAGGUGUAAGGGAACUGAUGCGCCUGAUGGGAAUGAACCGGUGGUUGUUGUGGCUUGGAUGGUUCUUUCACGCCCUCGUGGUGGUGUUGGUGAUGGUCACUAUCAUCACGGUCAUGAUAACUGUUGGUCUACAAAGCAGAGGCGCUUACGUUCCCCCCAUCCUCAAUUACAGCGAUUCUUUCUUCGUCUGGAUCCUCCUAGUUCUCUAUGGGAUCUCCUCCAUCACCUUCUGUCUCGCAAUCUCAACGUUAUUUAGUAGACCCACACUGGCCACAACCAUGGGUAUCCUCAUCUGGCUCUUCUCCUACUACAUCCCCAACACCUUCGUGUUCUUCAAGUACGACAAUCUGGGACUCGCCCCCAAGAUUCUCGCCUGUUUCAUCCCCAACAUGGCCAUGACGCUAGCGUUCAGGGUCAUGCAGAUGUUCGAGGGAAGAGCGUUGGGCAUUCACUGGAACCAUUUAUGGGACACAGGCAACCCAAGAGACGAGUUGACACCAGCAAUGAUCCUUUUAAUGUUAAUACUUGAUAGUUUUAUAUACUGCGUCCUUAUCUGGUACAUCGACCAAGUCAGCCCAGGAAAGUAUGGUGUGGCUUUGCCAUGGUACUUUCCAUUCCAGGUUAGUUCUCAACUGUUGCUUUUAUCUCAAUUGCACGAGACUGGAGUAGUGUGGCACGAGUUAAUAAUACAAAUCAGGACAUCAUGGAGUAAAUUAAGAAUUGUACAACCAAAAUCUAAUUGUUCAAAAAGAACAAAGAUACCAGAACAAAGAGACCAGAACAAAGACACCAGAUCAAAGAGACCAGAACAAAGACACCAGAUCAAAGAGACCAGAACAAAGAGACCAGAACAAAGAGACCAGUACAAAUAUACCAGUAUCGUAAAAUACAGAAGCACAUUUAGAUUGAUGCAGCUUAAUAGAUGCGUUAUUAAAUUAUCAGCAGUGAAGAGUUAG
Molecule: messenger RNA, 2038 nt
Organism: Cherax quadricarinatus
Lineage: Eukaryota; Metazoa; Arthropoda; Malacostraca; Decapoda; Parastacidae
Source: RefSeq, a predicted model, not a curated record